Molecule: messenger RNA, 942 nt
Organism: Naegleria fowleri
Lineage: Eukaryota; Heterolobosea; Eutetramitea; Acrasida; Naegleriidae
Exons: 1
Coding region: 1-942 (313 amino acids)
Biological process (GO): cilium assembly
Cellular component (GO): MKS complex
Source: RefSeq, a predicted model, not a curated record
AUGAUCAAUCGACCUUCAUCGGGAAAAACGUAUGGUAGGCCAACGAGUGCCUUCAGCAACAAUGGAAAUAUCAACAACAAUGUAAUUCUCACCAAGAAGGAGGGAAAUGCAGAUCACUCCUCCUCGAGUUUAUCUGCUGUAUCCAAUGUAAAUAACAACCUUCAUGCCAUGCUCAAUUCGAAUAGUAGGGAACGAGAGCAAUCACCUCUUCACGGAACAAACAAUCAAACAAAUCUAAACACGUCAUCAUCGAUCAUACAAAAUGACCGAUCCUUUUUUUCAAAUAUUAAUCUUAAUACAACAAAUAAUGUAUAUAAUUCAACAACAGUAAUGGCAAAUAAUAACAAUACCAUUUCGACUGCAUUAUCGCCGAGCUCAUCAUUCUAUGUCAUCUUGAAUGGAGUGAUCAGUCACUGCGAAUAUCCUGGAAAUCAUAACAUUUCAUGCAGUUUCCAAUUUGUAUAUGGACAGGACUGGGAAGUAGUCCGAUCCACAGGAGAAGGAGUUAGUUUGGAGAGUGGAAUCACCCAAGUAGCUAUGAGACCAAGAGGAACCAAUUCGAAGAGUGUUUGGAAUUUUCCACUCGAGAUAUCAUUCCGAAGUACCAAUCCCUAUGGUUGGCCCAAGCUGUGUCUAGUGGUUCAAGAAGGAACAGGAAAGCAAACCAUUCUGGGAUACGGAUGGGUUCAGGUGCCAGUUGGAGCUGGAAAGCACACAAGGACCGUGAAACUGUUCAAACCACAGAGCACGUCUCUCAUACAGAAAAUUAUUGGUUCUGUGAAAGGAGUGGCUCCCGAGUAUUUUGAUUCCACUCUCGUGUGUAAAGGGGAAGGUCGAGAAGUGACCAGAACAGAAUGUGUUGGAGGAGAAGUCACCGUUGAAUUCAACAUCAUGCACAAAGGCAUGUCUCAAUUCGGAUUUGAAACAUUUUCGCAGCAAUAA